CUGGGUUCCUUCCUAAUCAUGACUGACGCGCUGUCCCGCUGAGGGGUUCAGCUUGCUGUGCGGCCUGUUGUCGGGCUAUUAUUCACAGGACUCAGAGGUCAACUGACAUGGUGAACAAUGCACCAAUGAUUCAAUUCAUCAUGGAGCGCGACCUUGGCUCCUCCGUAGCAAAGCCUACACCGAGAUCUCGACCAAGUCUCGAACCAUGCUUGCCUGCUCGUCUGCCGUCUACAGCUUUCUUACAGCGUGAAGCUGAGCACGCUGCUCCCAAAGCCUUCUCGCGUCAGCUUCGUGAUAAUCGAACACCAACCUCCAGUCCCACGUCCGCCUUUCAGUCAGAAUCCGAAGAACAAGGUGGCCACACUCGGAGAACAAGCAUUUCUUCAUUGGCAUCACCUUCUUCGCCUUCAAGUUCCUUCGCAAAGUUUGUCACACCCUCGAAAACUUGGAAAGACCCUCAGCCAUUCGAGAUCUUUCGGGCCGUCGAACGCAAAGACAUCAUGUUCCUUAUGGAAGUCCGCGAUCGUGCAUUCCAACUCCUGCUGCACAAAACUGGUGACGCCACACCCCUUCUUCACGCAAUGCGGAUCGGCCAGUCACAUCGGGAUGUUGCCAUUCUUCUCUUAGGUGCAUUUUCAAGGUGGAUCAAUCACUUGGAGGAUAGUGAAAUGCAAUUGCCUAAGACCAGAGUUAUUCUCAAAGCUCUACGAAUCAACUUGAAGCUUGCAAUCGACUACGGACUACACAAGUCCCAGAGCGAUCUCAUUGCCUCGUUCCUUCAGACUCUUGUGAUGAGCGAAGGCGAUAAAUGGGUUAGGGCCCAGGUCCACACCGUUUCAAUCGCACUUCGAACAGGAAAUGCCGGUAAGCCCGUGAGUACCGCACAAGCAGCAGUACGCAAGUUUGCUACGAAAGAACUUAGUAAGGCUGAUGCAAUCGCGGCGCUUGAAGAUUACGUAGCGAACGCGACCGUCGAUCUCUUGCUAAUAAGUGCUUGGUCGAUGGCAUUAGAGUCCAUUGGCGGCGAACCGAUACCGCUUUAUUAUUUUGCGCGGGAUGACAGGGUUUUCAAGGCAUUCACAGAUCGACUGGAGUUACAUCAGAGUGCGCUACAUCGUAAUAUUAGUCGCAGGUUGAAGUGGCAGCUGCGACUGCUCAGGCAAGUACUUGAAGAUCGUAACAUAACGUAUCGGGCCAAGGUUGAAAUAUUGAUGCAUGAGUUGGAUGAGGGUGAUGGCAUCUGAUGUGUAUGUUUCCCUGUACCUAUAAUGAAGGCAGCUUUUCUUUUCACGCACUCAGGGUGGGACCACCUGUGUCCGCUUGCUCGUAGAAGGUGCCCUGCGGAUUCAAAAUCACAUCCGAAAUGGGGCGUAUUAUCGAGCAAAAAGUAA
This is a messenger RNA of Pisolithus orientalis, 1391 nucleotides long. RefSeq lists its product as uncharacterized. The record is from RefSeq and is a predicted model, not a curated record. The transcript has 8 exons. The coding region runs from base 108 to 1244 and encodes 378 amino acids. NCBI's taxonomy places the organism in Eukaryota, Fungi, Basidiomycota, Agaricomycetes, Boletales, Pisolithaceae.